Messenger RNA from Sapajus apella (tufted capuchin), 1911 nucleotides. RefSeq names its product ATP-dependent RNA helicase DDX19B. Gene Ontology annotation, cellular component: nucleus; cytoplasmic stress granule. Lineage: Eukaryota; Metazoa; Chordata; Mammalia; Primates; Cebidae. The record is from RefSeq and is a predicted model, not a curated record. The coding region runs from base 562 to 1674 and encodes 370 amino acids. Gene Ontology annotation, biological process: poly(A)+ mRNA export from nucleus. The transcript is spliced from 12 exons. Gene Ontology annotation, molecular function: RNA binding; ATP binding; RNA helicase activity.
UUGCGCGCCGCUUCCGGUCUGGAGCUUUGUAGUGGGGCUGGAGCAGAGGCUGCCGUGAACCCCCGAAACCUCCCAUCAGCACACCGUGCCAUCCCUCGAAUCCGCCAGGCCGAGUGUCCCACCCGCGCCCGGGACCAUGGCCACUGACUCAUGGGCCCUCGCGGUCGACGAGCAGGAAGCAGCGGCCGAGUCGUUGAGCAACUUGCAUCUUAAGGAAGAGAAAAUCAAAUCAGAUGCCAAUGGCCUUUACAAAAACUUCUAGUGUCAUAGAAUUUGAAUUGUGUCAGCUGUUGGGUAUCGGAUGUGAUUCUGAAUGAUGGCCACUUUGUGUCUGCUAAAGGUGCUGUUGUCAAGACCAGUGCCAACGCAGAGAAGACAGAUGAAGAAGAGAAAGAGGAUAGAGCUGCCCAGUCCUUACUCAACAAGCUGAUCAGAAGCAACCUUGUCGAUAACACAAACCAAGUGGAAGUCCUACAGCGGGAUCCAAACUCCCCCCUGUACUCGGUGAAGUCUUUUGAAGAGCUUCGGCUGAAACCACAGCUUCUCCAAGGAGUCUAUGCCAUGGGUUUCAAUCGUCCAUCCAAGAUACAAGAGAAUGCAUUGCCACUGAUGCUCGCUGAGCCCCCACAGAACUUAAUUGCCCAAUCUCAGUCUGGUACUGGCAAAACAGCUGCCUUUGUGCUGGCCAUGCUUAGCCAAGUAGAACCUACAAACAAAUACCCCCAGUGUCUAUGCCUCUCCCCAACAUACGAGCUCGCCCUCCAAACAGGAAAAGUGAUUGAACAAAUGGGCAAAUUUUACCCUGCACUGAAGUUAGCUUAUGCUGUUCGAGGCAAUAAAUUGGAAAGAGGCCAGAAGAUCAGUGAGCAGAUUGUCAUUGGCACCCCUGGGACCGUGCUGGACUGGUGCUCCAAGCUCAAGUUCAUUGAUCCCAAGAAAAUCAAGGUGUUUGUUCUGGAUGAGGCUGACGUCAUGAUAGCCACUCAGGGCCACCAGGAUCAGAGCAUCCGCAUCCAGAGGAUGCUGCCCAGGAACUGCCAGAUGCUGCUUUUCUCCGCCACCUUUGAAGACUCUGUGUGGAAGUUUGCCCAGAAAGUGGUCCCAGACCCAAACGUUAUCAAACUGAAGCGUGAGGAAGAGACCCUGGACACCAUCAAACAGUACUAUGUCCUGUGCAGCAGCAGAGACGAGAAGUUCCAGGCCCUGUGUAACCUCUACGGGGCCAUCACCAUUGCUCAAGCCAUGAUCUUCUGCCAUACUCGCAAAACAGCUAGCUGGCUGGCAGCAGAGCUCUCAAAAGAAGGCCACCAGGUGGCUCUGCUGAGUGGGGAGAUGAUGGUGGAGCAGAGGGCUGCGGUGAUUGAGCGCUUCCGGGAGGGCAAAGAGAAGGUUCUGGUGACCACCAACGUGUGUGCCCGCGGGAUCGACGUUGAACAAGUGUCCGUCGUUAUCAACUUUGAUCUUCCCGUGGACAAGGAUGGGAACCCUGACAACGAGACAUACCUACACCGGAUAGGGCGCACGGGCCGCUUUGGCAAGAGGGGCCUGGCAGUGAACAUGGUGGACAGCAAGCACAGCAUGAACAUUCUGAACAGAAUCCAGGAGCAUUUUAAUAAGAAGAUAGAAAGAUUGGACACAGAUGAUUUGGAUGAGAUCGAGAAAAUAGCCAACUGAGAAGUUCCACCAGCCACUGGUGCCAGCCCUGGCACUGCCCCAGCACAGUGCGUUCCGGGCACAGGCCCCAACAUCACCCCAAGGACAGCGGCACGAAGAGAGAUAAACUACCUACCUCACUUCAAAUUAUGUUUGGACUUCACAAAAAUGUGUACAAAUGAUGGGGGAUGGUAGAAAAAAUUAUUUACACAAUAUUGGAAAAUUAGGCAUGAAUACAUAGAGAUUUACCUUUUGGAA